AUGAAGAUCGUUCUGUGCUUUUUCCUUUUUAUAACGCUUUUUAUCUGGAUUCCAGGGUCGGUCAGCCAAGAUGUGGCUGUGGCCUUGAAGGCGUCUCUCUUGUCCAACUAUGACAAAAGUUUGCGGCCGGUCAAGUCAGCGUCUACAGCUGUGAAUGUGGACUUCGACAUCUCACUGAAGCAGAUUAUUGACCUGGCGGAAAAAGAGCAGACAUUCCGAAUCAACAUCUGGCUGCGACUGUACUGGGUGGAUGAGUACCUGACGUGGAACGCCUCAGAGCACGGCGGUGUGGACUCCUUAACCAUCCAUUCCUCCGACAUUUGGAGGCCUGACAUCUUCCUCUACAACAACAUAGCCGAGACGUACGGUGCCAUAGAGCCCAUCACGGACGUCACCGUGACCAGUGACGGACGGGUGUCAUACCUCCAGCCCGCCAUCUUUACCAGCGCGUGCCUAGUGGACAUCACGAAGUUCCCAUUUGACAAACAGGAAUGUCUCCUGGAGUUUGGGUCUUGGAUCUAUGAUGGCGGCAAGGUGAACAUCUCCCUGGUGAAUCCCACUGCAGACCGCGGCAUAUUUACCCUGAACGAGGAAUGGAUCCUGAAUGGAGUACCCAUGACCAGACUGGUGACCAUCUACCCCUGCUGUCCCGACCCUUACGUCACGAUCGUCCUCACCUUGCAACUGGAACGUCGGUCCUACUUCUACAUGUUCAACAUGGUUCUCCCCUGUAUCAUCCUGAUGGUUUUAAACGUGUUCGGCUUCUACAUCCCCCCGGACAGCGGCGAGCGGCUGGGAUUCUUUAUCACCAUCCUGCUGGCUCUCGUCGUCUUUCUCCAGGUUUUGUCGGAUUCUCUGCCAAAAACGUCAACAACUACUCCUCAGCUUGGCCAGUUCUUUGCCGCCACCAUCGCGCUGGUGGGCGUCUCGUGCCUGGCCUCCAUCGUGGUGAUCCGCCUGUCCUACAGCAGCCCGCCCUCCCGCCCGCUGCCCCGCUGGCUCCGCCUGCUUCUGCUGCGCUACCUGGCUCGCCUCUUCUGCAUGAACACCAUCGCGGAGGAGAAGCACGUGGUUCACCCCGCCAAAGAGGGCGUCGAUAAUCUCGUCUUCACGGACUACGACAGCGACACCAGCCAGCAGAAAGCCAAGGACGCGCUGAGUGUCUCGCUCGACCUGUCUGUGCGCGAGAUCACACGCUACAGCCGAGAAUACUCGGCCCAAGCCCGGGAGAAGAAAGAGGAAGAAGAGGACCAGGACGAGUGGAAGAUGGCGGCCCUUGUGUUGGACAGGGCCUUUUUGUAUCUCGUUGGCCUGGCAAAUAUCAUCGUUUGUGUCGUGCUACUCCGUUAGGUCAUCUGACUCAGUUGUGGACGUCAAGAUAAGGAACUAUAUACCUUGUGUUCAUGGACAAAGAAGCGAGUAUUGAAUAUUUGAUUUGAUUUUGAUCUAAUUUUGUCGUCCUUGCUGCCAUCUGUGCCAUAUCAAUUCUGUUCGAGCGUGAGUGUGAUUUUUUUUAAACAAAUUUAAAGUCCUCAGUAAAAUUUAAGGAAUACAUUAGAGUAGAAGAUGUAUGUAAUUGCGGUAGUAUUUCAUGUGGAACAAUAAAACAAAACAAGCAAACAGGCUGUUUGACAUGAUUUGUGGUUGGGAUGAAAACGGCCGGUGUUGUGGUGUAACAGGUACAGACCCUCUCUGGUGUCAGUCUGGCGUCGGUACAACACAGCUCGCCCGGACGGGCACAUUCUCUAACGUC
Branchiostoma belcheri (Belcher's lancelet) is the source of this 1753-nucleotide messenger RNA. RefSeq names its product neuronal acetylcholine receptor subunit alpha-10-like. The transcript is spliced from 8 exons. Gene Ontology annotation, biological process: chemical synaptic transmission; signal transduction; monoatomic ion transmembrane transport. Gene Ontology annotation, cellular component: synapse; neuron projection; postsynaptic membrane. The record is from RefSeq and is a predicted model, not a curated record. The coding region runs from base 1 to 1350 and encodes 449 amino acids. Lineage: Eukaryota; Metazoa; Chordata; Leptocardii; Amphioxiformes; Branchiostomatidae. Gene Ontology annotation, molecular function: acetylcholine-gated monoatomic cation-selective channel activity; transmembrane signaling receptor activity.